GCUUAUCAAUUUCAAUUGCCAAUCUUCACAGACAAGCGUUUUAAACUCGAGAAGUAAUAAAACUAAGACUGCCUACGAAUCAUAUUGAACUUAUUUAUGCUACGAAUAACGAUACUUAAAUUAAAUUAUAGAAAAAAGAUAUUAAGCUAAAAAUUUAAACAACUAAUUAUUAUUUAUAUCACAUUGUAAAUAACACUCGCACACAUCUGUUAGUUUAUAUACUAAAAUAACUUUUUAAUUUGCAUUGUUAACUGUAGUCAAAAUGUUAAGACCCAAAGUGCUGUCCCAAGUUUUAAGUCAAGCUAAUAGCAACGGUGUUGAAAACACCAUGCUAUUGACACACGAUGGAAGCUUAUUGGCUUUUAGUGGUUAUGGCGAUAGAGAUUCAAGCAUCACAGCUAUAAUUGCAGCUAAUUUGUGGAAUACUUAUCAUAAGAAUGGUUUAGCCACAUUGAAAGAGGAUCAAUUGCAACUGGUUCUCAUGGACUGUACGGAAGGCAGAAUUGCGAUUAAACAAGUUGCUAACAUUUUAUUAUGUUUGUAUGCAAAUCGAUCAGUGGAAUUUGGUUUACUUAAAGAAAAAAUAACAGCUUUAUCCUCAUAUUUAGAUGGUCCACUCAGACAAAUUUCAGCAUCUUAAUACGAGAAAUUCAGCAAUUAUCAAAUAUAAAUAUUAUGCUUUAAUUGUUUUAUAAUUUGUAAUCAUCACUAAUAUAAAUAUAUAUUAUAUUCAUAAAGUA
Molecule: messenger RNA, 740 nt
Organism: Metopolophium dirhodum (rose-grain aphid)
Lineage: Eukaryota; Metazoa; Arthropoda; Insecta; Hemiptera; Aphididae
Gene: Lamtor2
Product: ragulator complex protein LAMTOR2
Exons: 3
Coding region: 263-640 (125 amino acids)
Biological process (GO): positive regulation of TOR signaling; cellular response to amino acid stimulus
Cellular component (GO): Ragulator complex
Molecular function (GO): molecular adaptor activity; guanyl-nucleotide exchange factor activity
Source: RefSeq, a predicted model, not a curated record